Apis cerana (Asiatic honeybee) is the source of this 2246-nucleotide messenger RNA. RefSeq names its product heat shock transcription factor, X-linked member 4. Gene Ontology annotation, molecular function: DNA-binding transcription factor activity; sequence-specific DNA binding. NCBI's taxonomy places the organism in Eukaryota, Metazoa, Arthropoda, Insecta, Hymenoptera, Apidae. The record is from RefSeq and is a predicted model, not a curated record. Gene Ontology annotation, biological process: regulation of DNA-templated transcription.
UAUUAUGAAAUAUUUUUUAUCUUCUAUGAAAAAUGAAUAUUUUUUUUUUAUAUGUAAAUUGUAACAAUAUCUUAACUUUUAAAAAACGAAAAGAAAUAUAUAUUUAUUCGAUUAUAAUAAUUAAUAAGUAAUUAUUAAUAUAAUUCAUUCAAUUCUUUAACAAUCGAUUAUUAUUUAUCAAUUAUAUAAUAGGUAAUAAAUAAUAAUUGAUUAUAAUUAAUAUUUUUUUGAUAAUUUUUAUCUAUAAUAAUAUUUAAUAAAAUGAAUAAUAUAUCAAUAUUGUCAAUAGAUAUAAUUAUUGGAGUAAACUUUAAUCGGUUAUAAUUAUUGAUUAAUUUGUAAAAAUGUAAUCAAUAGAUGUGUCAAUACAAUUAUUGUAAUCGAUUAUUGAAAUACCAAUAUCAGGGAAAUUAUGAGAGUUCGAUAUAUCGAACUUUCAUUGUCCAGGAAAUAGUAUUAAUAUUUUUUAAUAUUAAGGAAAUGUGAAAUAAUACUUUUAAUAAUUUAUUAUUAAUUAUGAUUAUAAUAAUUAUUCAUGCAUUCGUAUACUAUAGUAUGAUUUCUUUUAUAACCUCACUUUUUUUCAAAAUGAUAGUUUGAUAGUUUUGCAUUGCGAUAGUUUUGUAUAUUGGAAUUGUAUAAAUUGAUGCGUAAGAGACAUUUUAAAUACAUUGUUGUUUUUUAGUGUACGAAUCAUUGUAUUAAAUCAUACUGUUUUUAUUAAAUCUUAUAAUGUGCAUUUCUUAAAUUUUAUGUUCUAUUUUAUUUAUUAUACGAAACAGAAAAGUAAAAUAUAUAAAUAUAUAAGUAAUGAACUUUAUAUAUAUAAGUAAUGAAGUAGAGAAAAAAUAAAAAACUUCAGUAUUAAAUUAUUACAUUUUUAAUUAUUACAUUUAAUCUCAUUAAUUUAAUAUGUACUGGUAUGUGUUGUUUUUUAAUAAUUAUACGUAAUGGCCUAUAUUUCAAAUAUUAAAAUUCUUUCUUAUAUCCAAACUCAACACUAUGAAAAAAUAUGUAAAAAAUAAUCGUAGAUCAAUUAUAUUAUUUAUAUAUAUAUAUAUAUAUAUAUAUAUAUAUUUAAAACAUUAAACAUAUAUAAAAUACAUAUAAGAUUCAAUACAACAGCUUUCAUAUCUAAAAUAUAAUAAAUAUUUUAAGCUCGCGCCAAAAGGUUAAAAUAAUUCGAUAUUCUAUCAAUUCCGAAAGAAGAAAUAUUGUUGCCGUGAUACGAUAGUUUUUUGUUUGCAAAAGAUACGCGAUUAGAUUCGAGAAAACAAGACUCUUAUAUUUAGUUUUGUUCUGUGUUCUAUCAAUAUAACUAGAAACGUAACUUCGAAAUCGAGCAUGUACGACGAUUGCAUAUUUCUUUCGUUGCGAUUUCCGCAAAAACUGUGGCGUAUAGUGAAUGAAUGUAAGAGUGGCGCGAUACGUUGGAGUUUAAAUGGCAACACAAUUCUUCUUGAUUACAAGAAAUUUCAAGAACAGUAUCUCGACGCGGGCAAUUCUAUCUUCAAAACGAAAAAUAUUACAAGUUUUAUCAGACAAUUAAAUCUUUAUGGUUUCCGGAAAGUAACAUCCCAUAAUAGAGAUCCGAUUUGUAAUUCUCAUAAUCCGGACGUUCACGAAUUCUUACACGAAAACUUCCGUACCGGCAGACCAGAUCUGUUACCAAGGGUGUACAGGAAAACAGCGGGAAAAUUGAAACACUGUCAACGACUUAAAGUGAAAAAUAGCGCGGAAUUGAAUUUUUUAAGCAAGGACUCCGAUCACGUAUCGCGUUUGCAUAUGUGCCGGUUGGCGUUAACAAAAGCUUUAGAACAAAUAUCGCGAGAAUAUCAACAAACACAAAAUCAUAGAAUAAAAGAUGAAAAUACUUUAAAUUCUUCUGAAAAAGUAUUUAAUCUUGGCUUAUAUGCAUCACAAAAUCAUGAACCAUCCACCAUAGACUGGAUUACAAAAAAUUCGAUCCCAAUUUCUUCAAAAAAGGAAAACUUAAAUGAUACACAAUUAACUUCUAAUAUUUAUGUAAAGUGGACAAAUUUUUCUAAAAAUAUUAAUUAAAUUAUCUGUAAAAUUAUAUUUAUUAUUUGAAUUUUCAGUAUUAUUGCAAGUGUUUUAAAACACUUAAUAGUAUCAUAAUAUCUAUUUCAAAAAAAUAAUUAUGUAAAAUAGCAAUUUCUAUCAAAUGUAAAAUAUAAAGUUCAAAAUAUAAUGUAUUUAUAUUAAAUGUACAGUUUGUUUAUCAA